Messenger RNA from Penicillium vulpinum, 1464 nucleotides. Its product is annotated as ankyrin repeat domain-containing protein. The transcript has a single exon. The coding region runs from base 1 to 1464 and encodes 487 amino acids. NCBI's taxonomy places the organism in Eukaryota, Fungi, Ascomycota, Eurotiomycetes, Eurotiales, Aspergillaceae. The record is from RefSeq and is a predicted model, not a curated record. Gene Ontology annotation, molecular function: protein binding.
AUGUCAAUUUCAACUGUUUCAAACGAAUUAUUGCUCCUAAUUGCGCAGCAAUCACAAUCACAAAAUGAUCUCAACGCGCUGAUACAAGCCAACUACCACUUCUAUCGUCUGCUAAAGCCCACGUUGUAUCGAUACAACCUUUGCCAUCAGAACGGGGAUGGUAUCCUUCGGGCAGCUAAGUUAGGAUCUAUCACUGCGGUAGCUCAGUUCAUCAAAGAGGGGUAUAUUGUGAAAGGCCGACCCGUCCAUGACAAAGAACACGUGCUAGACAGAUUUGGACAACAGGUCCCAUGUUCGUGUCAUUUAGAGCACCCGAUACUGUAUGCCGCGGAACAUGGGCAUUCGGCGCUUGUCGCAUAUCUUCUGAGUGUGGGCUCAGAACCAGAUCUCAAGAAUAGCCUAGGUCAAACUCCUAUGCAUCGAGCGGCGAAAAACGGGUGUCUCUCUGUUGUCAAGGUCCUUCUAAGCGCGUGGAAAUUUCCUAUAGAUGGCGACGACACAUUCACCUUGACUCCUAUCAAAGAGGCUGCAUUAAGAGGACAAACGCAGAUGGUCGAAUGUUUUUUAUCCUCUUGUCUAAGCCCCAGCAACUAUGCUUCUUCAUCUCUUCCAUUUGCCGCUGUAUCCGGUGAUAUGGCGUUGGUAUCGAUGAUCCUUGGCUAUGGAGCAGAUAUCAACCACAAGUAUAUUGAACGGCAUGUCCCUAGGAAGCCUAUAAAUCCAUAUGGAGGGAAAGGGCACGAAGCAACAGCACUAUCAGUGGCAGCCACAUACGGCCAUUUGACUCUUGUGAAAUUUCUGCUUAACAACGGCUCCGACAUUAACCUCAAAACGGGGUUCCCGUACCCCACUCUGUGGAAGACCCCUUUGCACCUAGCAAUUGAGAAAGGCCAUGAGGAGGUUAUCAAGGUGCUUUUGGCCCACAGUGCCGAUAUCGAUGAUGAACAUUUACGUGAGGCUGUUUUACAAAACAACAAGAAACCGGUAGAAAUGCUACUCGCCAAAUACGGAGCUGAGAAUUGUCGGUCCAAUCUUUUAAGGCUUGCAGGAAAGGUUGGUGACGUGGAGAUUUGCCAGAUGCUAUUGGAUAAAGGCUUUGAUCAAGAAGAGGCUGUCGUGAAAGCAAUUGAAUUUGGUCAAGACGCAGUCGUCACCCUUCUCCUGGCACAUGGAUUGGAUAGUGACUUACCAACCCUCUGCGAGAGUGCUAUCGGCCUAGCAAUUAUUCAUCGGCAAAGCGGCAUCAUGGAAAUCUUAUUGAGCCACGGCGCCCAUAUCUACCCGGAAACUCUGAAAUCCGCGGGUCUCUUUGCCCCUGAGCACAUAGGAGCGUUAGCAAAACAGUUCCCUGUGCAUUCCCUCAGAAAAAAAGAGAUGUAUCCCUCUGUGUAUGCCCGGACGCCUGGCCCUCAACCUCGAAUUUCUGGUGCUGAUUACGGUUCCACCCAAAGGAGGCUUUGGUAG